CCACAGCUCCUCCGCCAUUCAGCCAGACAGUCGAGCGAGUCGGGAGGGCCAGGACCGAGCAGCCAGCCAGAAACCGGAGCCCGUCGUCAGCCUCCUCUCCAGCGCUCCUCUCCAGCAGCAGCAGCAGCAGCUCUCCGUGAGACUCCCCACACCGCAGCGACAAUAUGCGUGAGAUAGUGCACCUGCAGGCCGGGCAGUGCGGGAACCAGAUUGGAGCAAAGUUCUGGGAGGUGAUCAGUGAUGAGCAUGGCAUCGACCCAACAGGAACCUAUCAUGGAGACAGCGACCUGCAGCUGGACAGAAUCAAUGUCUACUAUAAUGAGGCUUCAGGUGGGAAGUACGUGCCCAGGGCCAUCUUAGUGGAUCUGGAGCCAGGCACCAUGGACUCUGUCCGCUCCGGCCCCUUCGGACAGAUCUUCAGACCUGACAACUUUGUCUUUGGCCAGAGUGGAGCAGGUAACAACUGGGCCAAGGGCCACUACACAGAGGGAGCAGAGCUGGUGGACUCGGUCCUGGAUGUGGUGAGGAAGGAGGCUGAGAGCUGCGACUGCCUCCAGGGUUUCCAGCUCACACACUCCCUGGGCGGGGGUACCGGCUCUGGCAUGGGAACUCUGCUCAUCAGCAAGAUCCGUGAGGAGUACCCCGAUCGUAUCAUGAACACCUUCAGCGUGGUGCCCUCUCCUAAGGUGUCAGACACAGUGGUGGAGCCCUACAACGCCACCCUGUCUGUCCACCAGCUGGUCGAGAACACAGACGAGACUUACUGCAUCGACAACGAGGCUCUGUACGACAUCUGCUUCCGCACCCUCAAACUCACCACACCCACUUACGGAGACCUCAACCACCUGGUCUCCGCCACCAUGAGCGGGGUGACAACCUGCCUGCGUUUCCCCGGCCAGCUCAACGCUGACCUCCGCAAACUGGCCGUCAACAUGGUCCCCUUCCCCCGUCUGCACUUCUUCAUGCCCGGCUUCGCCCCCUUGACCAGCCGGGGAAGCCAGCAGUACAGAGCCCUCUCUGUGCCCGAACUCACUCAGCAGAUGUUUGACGCCAAGAACAUGAUGGCUGCCUGCGACCCCCGCCACGGCCGCUACCUGACCGUGGCUGCCGUGUUCCGCGGCCGCAUGUCGAUGAAGGAGGUGGACGAGCAGAUGCUUAACGUGCAGAACAAGAACAGCAGCUACUUCGUGGAGUGGAUCCCCAACAACGUCAAGACGGCCGUGUGCGACAUCCCGCCCCGUGGGCUCAAGAUGGCCGCCACCUUCAUCGGCAACAGCACGGCCAUCCAGGAGCUGUUCAAACGCAUCUCCGAGCAGUUCACCGCCAUGUUCCGCCGCAAGGCCUUCCUCCACUGGUACACCGGCGAGGGCAUGGAUGAGAUGGAGUUCACCGAGGCGGAGAGCAACAUGAACGACUUGGUGUCUGAGUACCAGCAGUAUCAGGACGCCACGGCUGAGGAAGGAGAGUUUGAGGAAGAGGGAGAGGAGGAGGUGGCCUAAGGCUAAAAUCACUCAUCGUUCCUCCACUGCACUCAUCAUAACUCCAUCCAACCAUCCAUCCACUGAUUUCAGCCCUACUCUGCUCUCUUUCUCUGACCUUUUUUUUUUUUUACAGUACUGUCCUCUCCCAGCUCUCUCUCUCAUCCCAGUGCUCCCUCUGUUUCCUCUUCUCUCUGCUUCUCCUCUCUCUUCCAUCAACAGCCCCCUCUCCUCCACCCAGAGUAGGAUUCACAACACUAAACUGACUCUCCCAUCUCAGUGCUCAUGUAGAGGUAGCUAACACAGGUGUGCUUGUGGUCUUUUGUCGGUAGCCUUCUGUUAAUGUUCAUUUAUCAUCAUCAGUCAAGCAGUUCUGUACCUGGGCCAAGUAUUCAAUGAAACUGUUCAACUCACCUGAAAUUUGAUCACAUGUCUAAUUUGGCAUUGAUUGAAAUAAACUUGUUGGAAAAAGUA
This is a messenger RNA of Lates calcarifer (barramundi perch), 1952 nucleotides long. RefSeq names its product tubulin beta-4B chain. Gene Ontology annotation, molecular function: structural constituent of cytoskeleton; GTP binding; GTPase activity. Gene Ontology annotation, cellular component: cytoplasm; microtubule. Gene Ontology annotation, biological process: mitotic cell cycle; microtubule cytoskeleton organization. The record is from RefSeq and is a predicted model, not a curated record. NCBI's taxonomy places the organism in Eukaryota, Metazoa, Chordata, Actinopteri, Centropomidae. Bases 165 to 1499 code for a protein of 444 amino acids. The transcript has 5 exons.